Molecule: messenger RNA, 2022 nt
Organism: Amoebophrya sp. A25
Lineage: Eukaryota; Dinophyceae; Syndiniales; Amoebophryaceae
Source: the annotation of a GenBank genome assembly
AACAACGGACAACUUAGAAGCAAUCUAAGUAAUAAAUAGUUUAUUUCGUCGAGUUCGAAUCAACAAUUUUCAGUUAAAUUUUCCAAGAAAUGGAUCCCUCUCUUCUACCACGUGUGCCUCCGCCACCGCCAGUUCGCUGGACUGGUCGGCAACCUGGAGCAACAUCAGGUGGAUAUUCGACUACUCCGAACUAUCCUUCUGCAGCUCCUGUGGAUGGGAAUUACAAGCAGACGCCUUAUCAUGGUGGAGGUGGGUAUUCUAAUCGAGCCUCAGGUGCAGCUGGAGGAACUUGUGGGGGUUGUGAUCAACAGCAGUCGUCGAGCUUUUGCGGGCGUGAGCAAUAUGAUAACGAGAAUUACAACACUGUUGGCAAGGGCGCAGAUCAGCGAGACUCGUGGGGAUUCGGAAGUCGAAGCGGCACAGCAAAUUAUGACAACUACCACUAUAAUUCGGGUUAUGGUCGUGCCGAUGGUACAACAGGUAGUGCUACAACGACACACUUCCAAGGUAAAAACAAAAACAAUGACUAUUCCUACAAUAAUGGUCCAUCGUACAACACCAACGGCAAUAGCAAUUACUACAACAGCAGCUACGGUCGUCGCGAUAACAGUGCCCACCCAGCAGGUCAACAUCGCGGAACAGCAACAAUGAAAGGUAGUAGCACUACAACUACUGAUAAUUGGACCAAAGGCAGUUCCAAUCCAACCACUUGCACAUCUGCGCCUCCUAUCAACCUCGACACCACUCACAUCAAUGGCACUAAGACUCUUCUCGUUGAUGGAGAACCAUUUGCUCGUGAUGAUUUCGAUACUGCUGCAUGGUGCACUAGGUCCAGCUUCAACAAGAUCAUGCACAACCGCUCCAGCAACUUCGACUACCACUACAACUUAGGGUUGAAAAGUUCCGGAAUUUUGACCACGACACCCUGUAACUACGACACCAUUGGAGGAGGUGGUCGCGAUCGCGAGAACGGCAAGACUGGAGGAAAAAAUCAAGGUGGGAAGUUCAACAAAUUCAAUGACACGAAAGGGCUUACGGACAACUAUAAAGGUGGAAUACCGCUGAACCCCUUGCUUGGGAAGCCUUCGUGGUUGGGCGCUUCUGCUGGAAAGUUACGGCUCCUGCAGGUCGUCUUCCAUAGGUCCCUGUCUAGAAUUACGUUGCCAAGUAGCGUACAAAAAUCCAAGUACGCGGUACUAUUCAGAAGUAAGUACAACAUUGAUUGUCGAACAACAUUUGUUGAUAAGUUCUGCUCCUCAGCAGAAGCGCCCAACCACGAAGGCUUCCCAAGCAGCCUUCGUGGUUGGGCGCUUCUGCUGGAAAGUUACUGCAGGUCGUCGUCCAUAGGUCCCUGUCUAGAAUUACAUUGCCAAGUACCGUCAAGUACGCGGUACUAUUUAGAAGUAAGUACAACAUUGAUUGUCGAACAACAUUUGUUGAUAAGUUCUGCUCCUCAGCAGAAGCGCCCAACCACGAAGGCUUCCCAAGCAGCCUUCGUGGUUGGGCGCUUCUGCUGGAAAGUUACUGCAGGUCGUCGUCCAUAGGUCCCUGUCUAGAAUUACAUUGCCAAGUACCGUCAAGUACGCGGUACUAUUUAGAAGUAAGUACAACAUUGAUUGUCGAACAACAUUUGUUGAUAAGUUCUGCUCCUCAGCAGAAGCGCCCAACCACGAAGGCUUCCCAAGCAGCCUUCGUGGUUGGGCGCUUCUGCUGGAAAGUUACGGCUCCUGCAGGUCGUCUUCCAUAGGUCCCUGUCUAGAAUUACAUUGCCAAGUACCGUCAAGUACGCGGUACUAUUUAGAAGUACAACAUUGAUUGUCGAACAACAUUGAAUAAGUUCUGCUACCUCCCUGCGCUAAUCCACAAAGGAAGCCGAACAGAUCAGCACUCAUUCAAAGGGAGCAAAGGAAAAGGUCAGGACGGACCGAAGAGCAGCGCUUUCGACGAAAGGCGUCUUUCUUGUGUCACCAAGAGAACGAGUGCGAUCACUUCGAUUCUAGAUGCAGACUUGAAGGGACGUAG